UGUCGCGCUUGACGACACGUUUGCGGGAAAGUUGCCAACCUUAAUUACAUAACACUAAUCUCUCGCGGUGUGUGAUUCAACAGUCUGGCGCUGAUCAUCAUGAGUCUUCUCAAGUUGGCGAGCGGCGCCACGGCGGCUGCUCUGAAGAAGAGUUCGACGACCCAGCUGGUCGUUUCACGUGCCUCGUCCCACUUUGUGUACAGCCCGGAUGCGAAGGCUCCGGUCGAGGGGCCAACCCAGAAGAUGAACAUGUUCCAGGCCAUUAACAACGCGAUGGACAUCGCCAUGGAGCGAGACACUUCGGCGCUGGUGUUUGGUGAGGACGUUGCUUUUGGAGGGGUUUUCCGAUGCUCCAUGGGCCUGCAGAAGAAGUACGGAAAGGAUCGGGUGUUUAACACUCCGUUGUGCGAGCAAGGCAUUGCUGGGUUUGCGAUCGGGGUGGCCAACACGGGUGCGACGGCCAUCGCCGAGAUGCAGUUUGCCGAUUACAUUUUUCCGGCGUUCGAUCAGAUAGUCAAUGAAGCGGCCAAGUAUCGGUACCGCAGCGGAAAUCUGUUCGAUUGUGGGUCGCUAACGUUCCGCGCACCGUGCGGCGCCGUUGGACAUGGUGCUUGCUAUCACUCGCAAUCUCCGGAGGCGUACUUUGCGCACACACCCGGCUUAAAGGUGGUCGUUCCGCGCGGUCCCAAUAAGGCAAAGGGAUUGCUGCUGGCUUGCAUCAAGGAGAAAGAUCCUUGCAUCGUGUUUGAGCCUAAAACGCUGUACCGAGCGGCGGUGGAGGAGGUUCCGGUGGCCGCCUUUGAGUCUCCGCUGGGCAAGGCGGACAUCCUGAGAACCGGCAGCGACGUCACGUUGAUCGGAUGGGGUACGCAGAUUCACGUGCUGUCGGAGGUUGCCGAUAUGGCUAAAAAGCAGUACGGCGUGAACUGUGAGGUGAUUGACCUGGUGUCGAUUCUGCCGUGGGAUAAGGACACCGUUUGCAGUUCGGCGAAAAAGACGGGCCGCGUGCUGAUCGCCCACGAGGCACCCCUCACGAGCGGAUUUGGCGCCGAGCUGGCAGCGACCAUCCAGGAGGAGUGCUUCCUCCAUCUCGAGGCGCCGGUAGCACGCGUCACCGGCUGGGACACGCCCUUCCCGCACGUGUUCGAGCCGUUCUACAUCCCGGACAAGUUCCGCUGUCUGGCCGGCGUGAAGAAGCUCAUCGAUUACUGAACCAGGCAAUCGGGCAUCCAAGGUCUUCCACGGUGUGUAGUUGUUGCUGCUAGAUGAAGUGAGCAAAGUCACUCUAAAAUUGCACGAAAUGAUAAACGAGAAACAUGAUGCAUUUAUUACAGUUAAGUAUAGUUUUACGUUGAUUAACGUACAGACGAACAGCAUUUAAUACAAAGCUCUUUACAUAUCAGAAAGAUGGUCACAAGUCUGCGAUUAAGAUUCUCCAAUGAAAAAUUAAAGUGCCUUUAAUGUUUUAAUAGCAAA
Messenger RNA from Culex quinquefasciatus (southern house mosquito), 1476 nucleotides. It is a transcript of the gene BckdhB, whose product is annotated as 2-oxoisovalerate dehydrogenase subunit beta, mitochondrial. Gene Ontology annotation, biological process: response to nutrient; branched-chain amino acid catabolic process. The transcript has 3 exons. The record is from RefSeq and is a predicted model, not a curated record. Lineage: Eukaryota; Metazoa; Arthropoda; Insecta; Diptera; Culicidae. The coding region runs from base 100 to 1212 and encodes 370 amino acids. Gene Ontology annotation, molecular function: catalytic activity.